This is a messenger RNA of Uncinocarpus reesii 1704, 354 nucleotides long. RefSeq lists its product as uncharacterized. The record is from RefSeq and is a predicted model, not a curated record. The transcript has 2 exons. The coding region runs from base 1 to 354 and encodes 117 amino acids. Lineage: Eukaryota; Fungi; Ascomycota; Eurotiomycetes; Onygenales; Onygenaceae.
AUGCCUUCUAUCAAAGCUAUUAGCGCCGCCCUCCUCGGGUCUUGUGCCUUCCUCUUCGCCGCUGCAAUCGAGCAGCGUGACGCAAUGGUUACGGACGCUGCCCCGCCGCACUCCUGCUAUACGGCAACCAUCACUCAGCCAUCUCCACACAUUCGCUGCUCGGAUUUCAACACCAAGACGUGCGACCCUAUCUUCUGCCUUCGAGCUGAGACAACCUCCAUUCCGUGCCCAGACAAGGACUGUCCAGUUACGCCAACCUCGAUCAGCUACACGCCCUGCCAGACGGAAUGCUAUCCGAGCUGCCCCACGGUUACUAUCAGCUGCUCUUCCACGCUUCCUGCUACCGAGUACUAG